GGAACACAUUCGCCGUUGGACCCGGAAGUUCCGGUCUGCGUUACAGUCAAUGGUUCCCCCUUCAGGAGUUCCGCUUGUCUGUUAGCUUCGUUUGAGACAAAAUCCACACACUCCUCUCAUUUUAACAUUUUAACAUUUUAACAUUUUAAUAUUUUAACAUUUUGAUAUUUUGAUGUGUUAUUAUUUGAGUUGAAUGGACUCCGGCUUCGUAGACUGUCACUGCCACAUAUCAGCCCGAGAGUUUGAGGAGGAUCUGGAGGAUGUGAUUCAGAGGAGCUCAGAGGUUGGUGUAGAGACUCUGGUUGCGGUCACAGAAGAAGUCGGGGAGUUUGAACGAGUCCUCCAGCUGACGGAGCGUUAUCCUCGUCUGCUGGCGCCAUGUUUCGGCGUCCAUCCUCUGCAGGUCGUCGGGGGCCUCGAGCAGCGCAGCGUCAAACCUCAGGACCUGGAUGCUGCCCGGCCUCACUUCUACAAACACAGAGAGCGCAUCGUGGCUGUUGGAGAGAUCGGGUUGGACUUCACCCCGUGGUGCGCUCCCUCUCAGCAGGACAGGGACCACAUGAUGGAGGUCUUUGUGAAACAGCUCAGCAUCGCCAAGGAGCUGGACCUGCCCGUAAACGUCCACUCUCGAUCAGCUGCUCAGGUCACCAUAGCAACCAUGCGAGAACAAGGGAUCAGUCGAGCUCUGCUUCAUAACUUUGCUGGGAGACCAUCAGCCGCUCUGGAAGGAGUGAAGGCGGGUUACCUGUUCUCCUUUCCUCCUGCCGUCUGCAGGAACCAGCAGAGAGACAGACUGAUCCGGCAGAUCCCUCUGGAGCACAUCUGUCUGGAAACAGACUCUCCUUCACUGGGACUGGAAAAACACGUGAGGAACGAGCCUUGUAACAUCGUUCUGUCCUGUCGGUACAUCGCUGACGUCAAAGGUGUGUCUCCAGAAACCGUCCGACUCGUCACCUCACAGAACGCCUACCGACUCUUCCCCAAGGCCGACACACGCGGUCUGAGACAGGUGAGAGGCUCUCUUCAAAGUGUCUCCUCUCUGCGAGCUGAGUGGGGGCCUCUCUCUCUCUGCAGACCGGUCUACGCUGAGGUCCAGCACUCAGAGCGCUGAGGAGGACCGGGCUGGUCUUCAGGUGGCUCCUGUAGUGUCUCCUCUCGGCCCUGUCCCAGCUGGACCGGGGGUCCAGCUCCACCUGACACCAGGUCUCCCUGCGCAGGUUGAGCUCGCUCACAGACAUGAUGUUUGUGUUUCUCAGUGUUCAGGUUUGACUGACUGUGAGGAGACGCUGAGGCCAGGGUUACCAUAACAACAGGAAACCUGAGGAAGCUCACCUGCACAGCAAAGAUCUUCUGUGUUCACAGGAGGUGUUACUCUGCUGGAACCUGAGAACACCACAGACUCUUAUUUAUGUCAGGUUUAAAAUCUGUGAAAUAUUUGGAAAGAAUAAAAGUGAUCACUUAGAGACUCA
Messenger RNA from Notolabrus celidotus (New Zealand spotty), 1469 nucleotides. RefSeq names its product TatD DNase domain containing 3 (gene tatdn3). Gene Ontology annotation, molecular function: hydrolase activity, acting on ester bonds. The record is from RefSeq and is a predicted model, not a curated record. The coding region runs from base 194 to 1111 and encodes 305 amino acids. NCBI's taxonomy places the organism in Eukaryota, Metazoa, Chordata, Actinopteri, Labriformes, Labridae. The transcript has 12 exons.